This is a messenger RNA of Prionailurus viverrinus (fishing cat), 1084 nucleotides long. It is a transcript of the gene LRTM1, whose product is annotated as leucine rich repeats and transmembrane domains 1. Gene Ontology annotation, molecular function: protein binding. NCBI's taxonomy places the organism in Eukaryota, Metazoa, Chordata, Mammalia, Carnivora, Felidae. The coding region runs from base 47 to 1084 and encodes 345 amino acids. The record is from RefSeq and is a predicted model, not a curated record. Gene Ontology annotation, cellular component: extracellular matrix. The transcript has 3 exons.
AGAGGUGGGCCACGGGUUCAGCAAGGAAGCUUGCGGAGAUUCAGUCAUGAAAGGUGAACUGCUUCUGCUUUCCAGUGUGAUCUUCCUGCUCCGGGUGGUGUGUGGCUGCCCCACGAGGUGCCGCUGUCACUCACCCUCACGGUCUGUAGACUGCAGCCGGCAGGGUCUGGCUGAAAUCCCUCCCGAUUUGCCUCCUCAGACCCUAGCGCUGCACUUGCAAGAUAACCAGAUACACCAGCUCCCUGCUUUUGCAUUCAGGUCGGUGCCACACCUCAGGACCCUGAACUUGUACAACAAUUCCCUUUCAGAUCUGGCCCCUGGAGUCUUCCAUGGACUUCAGCACUUGCAGGUCUUAAACCUAACCCAGAACUCCCUGCAUUCUCUGGAAAGCAGACUUUUCCAUUCCCUCCCACAGCUGCGGGAGCUUGAUUUGUCAUCAAACAACAUAAGCCACCUUCCCAUAUCCCUGGGUAAGCCUUGGGAAAACCUGACGGUAUUUGCAAUUCAACAAAACCAGCUUCAGCAGCUUGAUCGAGAGCUCCUAGAAUCCAUGCCCAACGUGAGGCUUUUAUUUCUCAAGGACAACCUCUGGAAAUGCAAUUGCCACCUGCUCAGUCUUAAACUCUGGCUGGAGAAAUUUAUCUAUAAAGGGGGAAUAACAGACAGUGUCACCUGUGCGUCACCCGACACCUGGAAGGGGAAGGACCUCCUGAAGAUCCCUCAUGAGCUGUACCAGCCCUGCCCUUUCCCUUCUCUGGGUGUGGGGACAAGGGGGGUGCAGCAGCUGGGUUCUGCCCACCGGCCGGGCCCCGGGUCUCCUGAGAGCCCCAGCACGGGGCAGCGAGACCACUCGGAAUGUGAGCUCAAACCCAAGCCGAGGCCGGUUAACCUGCGUCACGCGGUGGCCACUGUCGUCAUCACCGGGGUUGUGUGUGGGAUCGUGUGUCUCAUGAUGCUGGCGGCCGCCAUCUACGGCUGUACCUAUGCGGCUGUCACAGCGCAGUACAAUGGGGGGCGCUUGGCUCAGACGGACGAGCCUGUGAAGAUGGAAGGGAAAGGGCCGCAUGACCUCGCACAAGCCUGA